Molecule: messenger RNA, 1241 nt
Organism: Capsicum annuum
Lineage: Eukaryota; Viridiplantae; Streptophyta; Magnoliopsida; Solanales; Solanaceae
Product: tetraspanin-3
Exons: 2
Coding region: 242-1102 (286 amino acids)
Biological process (GO): auxin-activated signaling pathway
Cellular component (GO): plasmodesma; plasma membrane
Source: RefSeq, a predicted model, not a curated record
AAUGCAAGGGACUAGGUAGGAUGCUGACAAAUGAAGAGGGGUUCUUCCGUCACUUCAUUUCACACCUUACCCCUUUAAUUUACUCACCAUAUAUCACUUUAUACGAAACUCCCUCCUCUUUUCUCUGCUCUUUCAACUAACAAUCCUCACCUUCACCUUCUCAAACUUAUAUACAAACACUCUUCCUUUUUCUUCUUACACACACACACACACACACAAAAAAAAAAGGAAGGUUUACACUAUGAGGACAAGCAACCAUUUAAUAGGUCUAAUAAAUUUCUUCACUUUUCUAGCAUCAAUCCCAAUAUUAGGUGGUGGAAUAUGGCUAAGUAGUAGAGCAAACAACACAGACUGUUUAAAGUUCCUUCAAUGGCCAUUAAUAGUUAUUGGUGUUUCCAUUAUGGUUGUUUCUUUAGCUGGUUUUGCUGGUGCUUGUUAUAGGAACACUUUCCUCAUGUACCUUUAUCUAUGGUCUAUGUUCUUUAUCAUUGCUGCUCUAAUUGGUUUUGUUAUCUUUGCUUAUGCUGUUACUGAUAAAGGGUCGGGUCGACCCGUUAUGAACCGGGUUUACUUGGAGUACCACUUGCAAGAUUAUUCUGGUUGGUUACAAGAAAGGGUGACAAGUCAGAGUUAUUGGUCAAAAAUUAGCUCAUGUAUUAGGGAUUCACAUGUUUGUGGUAAGAUGAGAAGGACUUAUAAUGGUGGAAUUCCAGAGACUGUUGAGAUGUUUAAUGUUAGAAGGCUUAGUCCACUUGAGUCUGGUUGCUGCAAGCCUCCUACAGAAUGUGGGUACACUUACCUGAAUGAGACAGUGUGGAACCCAGGAGGUGGGAUAGUAGGAGGUGAUCCUGAUUGUGCUAGAUGGAGCAAUUAUCAACAGCAGCUCUGCUAUAACUGCAACUCUUGCAAAGCUGGUGUCCUGGCAAGUCUGAAAAAGAGUUGGAGGAAAGUGUCUGUCAUCAACAUUGUCAUAUUGAUUAUUCUUGUGAUUAUGUAUAUGGUUGCAAUAGCAGCCUUUAGGCACAACAAACGAAUAGAUAACGACGAGCCUUAUGGAGAAACUAGGAUGGAGAAAACUCAACCUAGCAGGAUACACUUCUAAGAGUUUUCCCUAGGACAAGACAGCAAAACUUGAAAUGUAUUUUUCCUAUGUUUGUUAUUUUUAUCUUAUUAGAACAAAGUUGUUUCCUCACAUACUUCAUGUACCCGGUUUUCCCUCCCAAGAAAAUUCACUAUCGAAA